Messenger RNA from Rhodamnia argentea, 738 nucleotides. RefSeq names its product disease resistance protein L6-like. The transcript has a single exon. The record is from RefSeq and is a predicted model, not a curated record. Gene Ontology annotation, biological process: signal transduction. Lineage: Eukaryota; Viridiplantae; Streptophyta; Magnoliopsida; Myrtales; Myrtaceae. The coding region runs from base 1 to 738 and encodes 245 amino acids.
AUGCAUCAUCCCAUUUUUGAGCAGUCUUUCGCCAUGUUCGUGGCACUGAUCCUUCUCCCUUGGCUGGUGUUCUAUUUUCUCAAUAACAAGAAAGGUUGUGUGCGAAGAAACACAGAAGAUGCUCAUACCGGCGCAUUUGGUUCGAUGAAUGCGCCGACAAAAACUAAUUUCGGUGGAUCUAGUUUGUCUCCGGCAGGAACUGAUGAUGUUGCAUUUAGCUUGUCUUCUAUAGAUGCUAACAAUGGUGCAUCUAGUUCGAUGACCGCACCGAUUGGAAAUUGCUACGAGGUGUUUUUGAGCUUCAGAGGCCUAGACACUCGAAAUAGCUUUACUGAUCACCUCUACAAUGGGCUCUUGGAAGCCGGAAUUGAUGCUUUCAGAGACGAUGACGAGCUCUGCCAAGGCGAGGACAUCCGACCAGAUCUUGUGGCAGCCAUCACGAAUAGAAAGAUCCUGAUCCCCAUUCUCUCCGUGAAUUAUGGUGCGAGCAGUUGGUGCCUGGAUGAACUAGUUCAACUAAUAGAGUGCAGGAAUGAUAAUAAUGGGCAAAUAGUGUUGCCAGUAUUCUAUAAAGUGAAACCAGCUGACGUGGGGCAUCAAAUCGGGAGUUUCGGAGGCGCAUUUCACGAGCGUGAGAGGCGUUUGCUUAAGAGGCGUUUCGACCCGGCGAUUUUGGAGAAAUGGAAGCAAGCACUUCUUGGAGUCAGCACCUUGAAAGGAUGCGAAGCAGAUGGGUAA